AUGGACAGAGACCGCGAGCGAGACAGAGAUAGAGAUCGAGACCGAGACCGAAGAUGCACAGAUGGAUGGCUCAUGAAUCUCUCUGACUUGGAUGACCGAUACUCAAACACAUACCGUCCACGCUCCCCUGGGCCACGCCCACGCUCUCCGCGCGGAGACAGCUAUCGCGCCCGCUCGCCUCCUCUCCGUCGCGCAUCUUCCCCUCGCCGUGGCUCCCCACCCCGCCGUGGCCUAGCUUCGGCAGACACCUACGUUCCUGGCGGCCGUUCGUCCCGUCCACGAAGUCGCUCGCCUGCGUUUCGCAGAAGAUCACGAAGCCCGCGUCGCGAUGAUAGCUGGAGGGCACGUCCUCGGUCGCCCCUGCGUCGAGCAUUUUCACCCAGACGCGACGACUACAGAAGUGACCGGGCAAGGUCACCACGAAGGGAUCGGGAUCGGGACCAGUACGACUCGUACACUCGUUCCCCACGGCCACGCGACAGAUCACCACCCCUUCGAGACCGCGAUGUGUCGCCAGCGAGGAGUCGCGGGAUGCGCUCGCCUAUUCGUUCAAGCCGAUAUGACGAACCGCGUUCUCGUCUCAGCAGCCCUCCCCCACGUCGAUACUCUCCAGCGCGCGACUACAGGCGCCGGUCACCUUCUCCAAGACGCGAACGUGCUGAUCCAUAUACCGCUGAUACUUGGAGGAGUCGCAGGUCUCCUUCUCCAGCGCGGCCAACAUACACUUCAAAUGAGGCUUCCGGUAGGGAUUCAACGGCUACCUCGCGUCGCUCUUCACCACCGCCUAUUCACCCUAGCCGCGCUGCGCUUGUGGAAGAGCCUGUUGCCAGAGAGCCUGCUUCCGCACCAAGAUCGCCGUACCGUGAGCGGCUUCCUGAACGAGUCCGAGACUAUAGCCGGGAGCGAGAGCGAGAGAGAGAACGGGAGCGAGAACGGGAGCGAGAGAGGGAGAGAGAACGAGAAAGAGAACGGGAACGAGAACGGGAACGAGAACGAGAACGAGAACGAGAGCGGGAACGGGAGCGGGAGCGAUCUCCUCCACGUCGUAGAGAGAGUCCUCCGACUGGACCGCGUGGCGAUAGAGACUUUGCGCCUCCAACAGGACCGUCUUCUGCCUACCGCAAUGGCGAUGGCAACUUUACCAGGGCUCCUCCCACAGGUCCUUCUAGUCGCAGCUACCCCUCGCCCGCAAUAUCGCCCCCAGCAGGCCCAUCCAGUUCGGUAGCGCCGCCUCCCACCUACCCUCGAGGAACCAAUCCUGUAUUGGCUGCACCGACGCGGCCACGAGGUGGGGGUCGCGGUUUCGGUGGAUAUGAAGGGCGAGGUGACUUUUCUGGGUCUUCUUCACGCAGAGGAUCGUGGGGUGGAGGUCCCCGAGGAGGCUAUUACGGUGGUGCACCAUCAGGGCCUCGCGGCACCAGCAGUGGUCCUAGCGGGGCGCCACCUUUCGCUCCCUCUUUCCGCGGCUCGAGCAACUCUACAGCUACAACAUAUCCCCGUACCAUGCGCUUCCGCGACCACCUUGCCGACCUGCCCAAGGAAAUCCCAGGAGGUCAAAAAGCUCCUGAAUUAUAUGACAAGAGCAAGAUUCUCAAGUUGGAGGCUGAAGCACAGAAGCUUAGAGAGCUAAUUGACAAGAAAGAGGACGCCAAGAGGCAGAAACUGAGAGAGUGGGACGGUCUUGAGCGUGAGGCUGAGACGGCUCAACUCAAGGUCGAUCUGGCGGAGAGUUCGCUCAGAGGUUUGAACGGCGAGUCUGAUGUUCGCGACGCCUUCUAG
Exserohilum turcica Et28A is the source of this 1779-nucleotide messenger RNA. RefSeq lists its product as uncharacterized. The coding region runs from base 1 to 1779 and encodes 592 amino acids. The transcript is spliced from 4 exons. NCBI's taxonomy places the organism in Eukaryota, Fungi, Ascomycota, Dothideomycetes, Pleosporales, Pleosporaceae. The record is from RefSeq and is a predicted model, not a curated record.